UAAACUGAGCUUUUCCAGAAGUCCAGCUCUGUCUUUAGUGUGUGGGAUCGUGAUACGAACUUCAGAAGAUUUACAGGACUGCCUUAGCUGUGGCCAAAGACAUUUUACACCUGAACUUCAGCUUUGGAUAAAUCGCCAAGUUAUGCGUAAAAAAGCGCACCGCUCGUCGUGACGCUGCGUCACCGUCCUGGACGUAGAACUCUGUAGAUUAACGGACGGACCGGGAUUAUAAUAUCUAACAGAGAGAAAGGGACGGCUUCAUCCCGAUGAGGAUUACAGAUAACAUGAGGAUUUUGUGGGGUUUUGUGUUGUGCUUCAUUGUGGUUUCAGAUGCUGUGACGGACUUGACAAUGAUCGCAUCAUCUGAAUGCACCAACGUCCACGACUUCACCAUCUCAUGUAUCAAUGGUGAACGCAACUCAGCCCAGGUUGACCUGAACAUCAAGAGAGACAAUAAAAUUCUUAUAUUCCCUAAUAGGCCAAGUUUUAAACUGGUUAAGCCCAGGAACAAUGAAGUGGUGGCCAGAGAUUUCAGAGAUCUGGAUAAUAUUGGUAUCUUCUACUGCGGAUCAACACAGGACGAUCCCCAAUUUGACAGAGUCACAAUGAUCAACAACUUCAACAGAGCAAGUUUUGUUCCAAAUCAGCUGACGGUUACUGCUAACAAAGGAGAGACAGUUCACCUCAGCAUGCAGCUCCUCAGUCCUCAAAACAGAGAUGUUACUUGGAAGUACAACGGAAACUACUUCUAUAUGACUCACUGGAAUGAUAUGGUCAACCGCACCGCUGUUCUGACAGUGGAAAAUGCAGAAUCUGUCAAUCAAGGUAUCUACAGUGCCAGCUUUGUGGGGGACAGCCCCCUCCAAGGUGCCUGGAUGAGGCUUAUCGUCAGAGACUGUCCCAGUAAGAUGUGGGGUCCUUUUUGCGAUAUCGAGUGUCCAGAGUGUCUCAACGGUGGAGUGUGUCAUGAUGCAGAUGGAGACUGUAUCUGCCCUCCAGGAUUCAUGGGAACGCGUUGUGAGAUAGCCUGCAGAGAAGGAAUGUUUGGUCGAAACUGCCAGGAGUCAUGUCGCUCAGAGCUGAACUGCAAGGGGCUUCAUUUCUGCAUGCCAGACCCUUAUGGCUGCUCCUGCGCCAGCGGUUGGUUUGGGAGGCGCUGUGAGCAGGCCUGCCAUAAUGACAUGUACGGACCAGACUGUAGGCUGAGCUGUCGGUGCCAGAAUGGAGGCGUUUGCAACCGCUUCAGUGGAUGCCAUUGUCCAACAGGAUGGUGGGGGCAACACUGUGAGAAAUCUGACCGAGCCCCCCAGAUAUUGGACCUGGAAUUUAAUUUGGAGUGGAAUCUGAACUCCAGCCCCAAGAUCCUGUGCUCAGCAACAGGCAACCCCCUGCCCAGCCACAACAGCAUUGAGCUGCGAAAGUUGGACAGCACAGUAGUCAGGGCCUCUCACACUGUCAUGGACUCCAAUAAGAGUACAGCCCAUUUCGAGAUCCCACGUCUCAGUGCUGAACAAGGAGGGCUGUGGGAGUGUAGGGUGUCCACUAAUGGCGGCCAGGACUCCCGCAAGUUCAACCUCACAAUUAAAGAGCCUCCAGUGCCCACCAGCGCUCCAAAACUGUUGGAAAGGAGAAGUAAGCAGCUUUUGGUGAUGCCGGUGGACUCGCACCGAGGAGACGGCCCCAUCGUAUCCACCAGGCUUCUGUACAAGCCUGUGGAAAACAAAGACUCCUGGUCCUCCAUUAUAGUUUAUAGUGACAAAGAACCUAUAACACUGAUGAACCUGGAACCAUCCACCCGGUACCGUGUCCGUGUCCAGCUGAGUCGUCCUGGGGAAGGAGGGGAAGGGGCUCCCGGACCAGAGGCCAUCCUGGAGACUGACUGUCCUGAGCCCACGGUUCAACCUGAGAUUGACAUCAGCACAGUGGAAGGCCGUAAUGCCACUGUGCGCUGGCGACUGCCUGGCAAUCAUGGCAUUAACGCUGGCACAGCCAGUGGCUUCUUAGUGCAGCUCUUUGGGCCCCCACCCUACAGUGAGAAACUCCUGGAAGAGACCACUCUGCUCAAUGUGCUUUCUACCAAGUUCCACAACCUGGAGUACCAGCAGGACUACACCGCCGUGGUGCGCCUCAUCAACUGUGGCAGCCAGGGCCCCCCGUCCAAGCCAUACCACUUCCGCAUCAACAGCCAGGGCCCGUCAUCCCCACGCAACGUUCGGGCCCGCCCACUGUCUAUAUCAGCCAUUCAGGUGAAGUGGCAGCCCCCCGAGGAUCCCAACGGUGGCAUUAUUAAAUACGUCAUCGAGUACCAGCCAGUCGGCCAUGGCAGAUCUCACCCCUGGGUGGACACAGACGACGGAAACAAGACCACGAAAGAUGUGACGGCGCUUAACGGCAGCACGCUCUACCAGUUCCGGGUCAGAGCCGUCUCCAAAGUCCCAGGAGAAUGGAGCAAGUUUGUCCAAGCGAUGACACAGGGAGAUGGCCUUCAUAAUUUAACCCCGACCACCCAGGGUGUGGCUGGGAAGCCUGCGGCAGACAGUUACCAGCUGUUGGUGGCGGUGGUGGGCUCCGUGACCGUUACCUGUGUGACCAUCCUGUUGGCGCUGCUGGCUCUUUUCUUCAUUCGUAAGACGCUGCUGAACCGCCGACGGACAUUCACCUACCAAUCUGGAUCAGGAGAAGAGACAAUUCUGCAGUUUAAUUCAGGAACUCUGACCCUGACGCGGAGGCCCAAGCCCACCCCAGAACCCCUUACCUAUCCAAUCCUAGAGUGGGAAGACAUCAAAUUUGAGGAUGUCAUCGGAGAAGGCAACUUCGGCCAGGUCAUCAAAGCCAUGAUCAAGAAGGAUGGGAACAAAAUGAGCGCUGCCAUUAAGAUGCUAAAAGAGUUCGCCUCAGAGAAUGACCACCGAGACUUUGCAGGGGAGCUGGAGGUGUUGUGUAAACUAGGCCAACAUCCAAACAUCAUCAAUCUCAUUGGAGCUUGUGAGAACAGAGGUUAUCUGUACAUUGCCAUAGAGUACGCUCCAUAUGGUAACCUCCUAGAUUUUCUGAGGAAGAGUCGAGUAUUGGAGACUGACCCUGCCUUUGCAAAAGAACACGGCACUGCCUCCACCCUGACCUCACAACAGCUGCUUCAGUUCGCUGUGGAUGUGGCGACAGGGAUGCAUUACCUCAGCGACAAACAGUUCAUCCACAGGGAUUUGGCCGCUAGAAAUGUUCUAGUAGGGGAUAAUCUCGUGGCGAAGAUAGCAGACUUUGGCCUGUCUCGCGGCGAGGAAGUUUAUGUGAAGAAGACAAUGGGGAGGCUGCCUGUGCGCUGGAUGGCCAUUGAGUCACUGAACUACAGUGUGUACACAACCAAGAGUGAUGUGUGGUCAUUUGGUGUUCUCCUCUGGGAAAUUGUUAGCUUAGGUGGAACCCCAUACUGUGGUAUGACAUGUGCUGAACUCUAUGAAAAACUGCCUCAAGGAUACAGGAUGGAGAAACCCAAGAACUGUGACGAUGAAGUCUAUGAACUGAUGCGACAGUGCUGGAGGGAUCGGCCAUAUGAGAGACCCCCUUUCUCCCAAAUCUCUGUCCAGCUCAACAGGAUGCAGGAGGCCAGGAAGGCUUAUGUGAACAUGGCCCUCUUCGAGAACUUCACUUACGCUGGAAUAGAUGCCACAGCCGAGGAGGCCUGACUACCAGCCCCCCCAGACCCUAGAACGCCACGUAGCACCACAAGAAAGUCCCGAGGAUGGUCGCCACGCUACUGCCACCCCCCUGUUUCUCAUCGCCGAGACAGGAGGACCAGGCGCUUCACCAAAACCACCCAGCUAUAGAGGAAGGACUGUGAAAGGACACUGUGUGGAAGUAUAAGAGGCGUCACGAGAUGUGGAGUAUAGCUGGUCUACUAACCUUUCUGGGAAAUAUGACCCCUGUCACUGCAAACUAGUUCCAGGAAAAACACAACAUUGUACUGCUGGUACAAGUUACAAUGCUGGAAUCUGUUUUGAAAGUUCAGGGGCGUGGCAAAUGUGGAGCUAUGUGACUUGGUGCAUCACCACAGGGUCUGUGGGGAGUCAGCGCUGGACUUUUCCUUCUCUUUCAUGCUCUAAAUGGAGAAGGAAACCUUUUACAUGGAGAUGAAAUGAAAACUGUGGACCACAUCAGUCUUUCAAGCUGUUACUUUAAGAUGGACAAAGAUGAACAACAGUCAUUGUAGCACUUAAAAGCAGCUUUACUUAUGCCACUAGUUGCUUUUCCAUUGGACAUCUGCGCAAAACUUUACUGAUAUUAACUAAACGUCGAAAAAACAGAAGUGUGUAAUGUUGAUUUUUCCAUUAAGUCACAAAUGCGAUGAUUCGUUCAUUAUCGCAAGAUGACAUGAGAAGUCAUUCCAUAACCAUGGUGACGAACAACUAGAUAAAUAUCUGUUUUGAAUCCUGAAUGCUCGUUACCCCUCUCUCCUGUACUAAACUAAAAACUGAUUCGGUUUCCCCGUGUGUCCACACAUACUGUGUCAUGUUUGUUUUAAAUUCUUCUUCAUUUGUUGUAACAUCAAUCAACA
This is a messenger RNA of Sphaeramia orbicularis (orbiculate cardinalfish), 4552 nucleotides long. It is a transcript of the gene tie1, whose product is annotated as tyrosine kinase with immunoglobulin-like and EGF-like domains 1. Gene Ontology annotation, cellular component: plasma membrane; signaling receptor complex. Gene Ontology annotation, molecular function: ATP binding; protein binding; transmembrane receptor protein tyrosine kinase activity. Gene Ontology annotation, biological process: multicellular organism development; positive regulation of angiogenesis; positive regulation of kinase activity. The coding region runs from base 267 to 3683 and encodes 1138 amino acids. Lineage: Eukaryota; Metazoa; Chordata; Actinopteri; Kurtiformes; Apogonidae. The transcript is spliced from 24 exons. The record is from RefSeq and is a predicted model, not a curated record.